GGUUAUAUAGCGCUGUGUAAGGGGACUAACAUACAAUUCGUGUUUAAAAAAAUCAAAAUGUCACUAUUUGGAUGAUAAUAUUAUACAACGAAAAUAAACAGCUUCUGAAAUUAUCUGUACUAAAAAAUUGAUAUCUUGGAGCAUGGCUACCCAUUCCUUUAAGGAUAAUUCUGCGCAGGAAACAGACCACCGUAAUUUACACAGCAUCCCCGUACCAAUAGAUGCUGAAUAUAUAAAGACUCUUCGGCGAAAGUGGAUCGAAUAUUUUUGGAGCCUGUCCAAAACUCCUACUGAGAUAAAGCUUGCUGAAGAACGGGCCAGUCGUGCCAGUCAAAUGGUCUCAAGCAACCAAAAGAAGGCAUUGGAAAAGUCCUUGGUGAGUCCGAAACCCAUCCGACCCUUAACGGCCCUCUACAGUUCUCCACGAACCACUACCCGGAUGAAGAAGGUUAUGCAAAAAAUGAGUAAAUCUAGGUCACAAUCGCCACGGAAAUUGAAUUUUUCUUUUUGUCCUGAAUGUGGCUUUGUAAACUGCGCCCUGUCUCAUAAGGAGCAUGCGGAAAAGAUGCGUCAGCGGCUAAAAAAAUUAUUAACCCAGCAUCCAAGUUUAAAACCCAAAAAAAAAAAUAUUAGGUAAAAAUUUGAUGGGCUAAAUAUAAUUAUACAAAAGCGUCUCUGGUAUUCUUUAAAGAAUGGAAUACUUUUUAGGCUUUUGUCUUGUUAUAAUAAUGCUCAUACAUAUUUGACUUAUUGUAAAUUUUAUUUAGGAAAAUAUUAUCUUUCUAAUAGUG
Messenger RNA from Drosophila ananassae, 791 nucleotides. RefSeq lists its product as uncharacterized. Bases 143 to 637 code for a protein of 164 amino acids. The transcript has a single exon. The record is from RefSeq and is a predicted model, not a curated record. NCBI's taxonomy places the organism in Eukaryota, Metazoa, Arthropoda, Insecta, Diptera, Drosophilidae.